This is a messenger RNA of Trypanosoma conorhini, 846 nucleotides long. Its product is annotated as serine peptidase. Lineage: Eukaryota; Euglenozoa; Kinetoplastea; Trypanosomatida; Trypanosomatidae. The transcript has a single exon. The record is from RefSeq and is a predicted model, not a curated record. Bases 1 to 846 code for a protein of 281 amino acids.
AUGUUAGGGCGCUUUGUCUUUUAUCCACCCAGCCCGCCGCCAUCGGCGCUUCUAAUACGGUGCCGGAGCGAGAUGAGCCUGAUUCGGCAGGAAGAUGCGGUGAUUUACUAUCUGCACAUCAAAUACAGUUCCCUACAAGGUGCUUCUGCAAGCUCGGGCAGACCCUUGACGAUUCUUUACAGUCAUGGAAACGCAGAGGACUUGGGUAGUUGCUAUGAAACCCUUGUGGUUUUGGCCCGCGCGGUGGGCGUUGACAUUGUUGCGUAUGACUAUUGUGGCUAUGGCUUUUCAAGGGCGAAGGGCCAGAGUGAGCCAACAGAGGAGCGGGUUUAUGCGGACGCAGAUGCCGUGUUUGAGGAACUCACUGAACGUCUUCAUAUUGAGCCUUCCAGAAUUGUUCUCAUGGGACGCUCGAUGGGCGGUGGGCCUGCCUGCUACUUGGCUUCGAAACAUCACUCUGUCAUCGGUGGGCUUAUCCUGCUUUCCACCUUUACCUCAUGUUUGGGGGCGGUAAACUGCUCCUUCUUGCGCUACCUGUGUUUUCGGGACAUGUUUCCUAACGAAAAAUUUCUACAGGAUGUUGGUGACUGCCCCGUGCUCAUUAUGCAUGGGAAAAACGAUAGCGUCGUUUCCUUUAGCUGCGCAGAGCGAUUAUUGGCGAUCGUCGAGCGGGCGCAGAAACGUCUCAACAAGGGAAGGACUGUGAGCCACUAUUGGUUUAAGGGAUGCAACCACAAUGAUAUUGAGUUGGUCUGCAUGAAUCUAUUGGGCCGUGUCCUUAACGCCUUCUUGGAGCGCGUGACGAGUUACAACGCAACUAGGCAUAUUCUGCCCUUGGUCGGUUAA